AUGAUAAGCGAUCAGUAUCAGGAGUAUAUGAGCGUGGUUGCAGAUCGCAGACGCAAAGCUUCAGACCGAUUUUAUCAGGUUCAAAAAAUUCUUUCUGCGCUUCCAAAAUGCAAACGAAGGAAAUCAGAUAUCCUACUUAUCGCGAAAAAGAUAUCAGAAAAGACAGGAAUUAAUAUUGACCGAUCAGCAAAAAGAAUAUAUGAUUGUUUAAUUUGCUGGUACUGCGAAAAUUGGUCUGCAGUCAACAAAUAUAUAAUCGAAACUUAUUACGAGAUCUUUGAGCCUGAAAACUACGAGAAAUUCAAAGGAUUAAAGCAUCUUGAGUUCCCAGAAUGUUUGAAAAUCAGUGUAUUAUUGAAACAAUGA
Messenger RNA from Trichomonas vaginalis G3, 366 nucleotides. RefSeq lists its product as uncharacterized. The transcript has a single exon. Lineage: Eukaryota; Parabasalia; Trichomonadida; Trichomonadidae. The record is from RefSeq and is a predicted model, not a curated record. Bases 1 to 366 code for a protein of 121 amino acids.